UUUUGAUUGGAUAUGAAAACUCGCAUUACUAGAUGGAGAUUGGAUCGGUCCCUUUCCCUAUUUCAAAUUGCAUAUUGAUGAUAGUGCAGAUGUGAAUGAUAAUGUAUGCAGAUUUGGAUUGAAUAUAUCUUUACCUAUCAUCUGACUGACGCCCUACUUUCUCAGUAAAAUGGAGUUGUAACCAUUGAUUAGGUACCCUUCUUGAAUUCCAACGUGAACUCUCGAUGAAGGCAGUGUCUGCCGAUAUUAGAACCCUAAAGAUUCCGAGUUCACGUGGUUUGAACUCUACGAGUUGUCAGUUCUUUAAAAUGUCGACAAUGAUACUGUACAUCAAAUAGAUUAGGCAAGCAGUCUGACUUUGAUGCAGGGUAUGAUGUAUAAUAGAAGCUGUGAUUAGUAUCUUCUGACUCUGAUGCAGGAUAUGAUGUAUAAUAGAAGCCGUGAUUAAUAUCUUCUCAUUACAAAAGACGUCAAUAGCAAAACGGCAGGGGUUGUUUAUAUAUUACACAAUACCUUGACAUUUCCAAUAUUCAGAUUUCAUCUUGUCCCAUUUCUCUUGUUGUUAACCAAUGAGAGUUAAGUGUAAAGUACAGCAUCCUGGCAAGCAUUUAUUUUCAACCACAGGAUUAUCCAUUUCUCCUGGACCUGCCAGUUCACAUAAUGUCAUACAGAUUAAAAGGUUGAUUGCUGUCAUAAAGGGAACGAAAAGUCAUCGGUGUCAUUAUUUCAAUCUAUUCGCACACGUAGUCUGUCCAGCAUGAAAACGAUGAUGCUAGCAGUUAUAUUAUUUGUUUUGCUGAUGCUGAGUGAUGUGCAGAGUAUGUCAUUGUUGAACGGUAAUUUCAGUAUGAUGACGUCCCAAGAUUUGCCUGAAGAAUCUGCUGCCCAAGUUACAAACGUCUUGCGCGAAUUAGUGAACCAGGAGAGUUUGCUUAGAUUUUCAAUGGUGCAGAAAAUUCAGGAAUUGACGCUAGCAGUUGUCGAAGUUAAAAACGAUAAUGAAUUUCUGAAGAAACGUAUUGCUGACCUUACAACUGAUGUCACUGACCUCAAGAAAACAAACCAAGCACUGCAAGCAAGAAAUGAAAAUUUACUUUUGAAGUAUGAAGAAAUAAUAAAUCAAAUAGAGAUUUCCCACAAUUCAAGCCGUUUCCGUUUCCAGAGAGUUGAACUUGAGCUAACAUCUUUAUAUCAAUCGGUUAAUGAUAUUCGCAAGGUUCAGACAGAAACAGAAGAGGGUUUAAAAAAUAUUUCUUCAUCCCUUUCAACUGUUGAAAAAGAGAUAUUUCAACCAUUGAAGACAACUACGCAAAUGUUACCCCCACUGCAGAGUAAUACAGUUGCAUUUUACGCCUAUAUGUCGAAAAGCACAGGAACGAUAUACGGUCGGCAGACUCUUGUGUUUGAUGUCGUAAAAACUAAUAUCGGUGGCGGGUAUCUACCAUCCUCUGGAAACUUCGUCGUGCCGAUGUCAGGGACGUAUGUCUUUUCAUGGACCUUUAGAGUGGAUUCUGAUGCUUACCAUUCCACACAGUUAAUGGUGAAUGACGUGGAAUAUGGUAUCCUCCAUUUGAAUACGAAUCCAGGCGUUGAUGUACAGGAGACAGGUGUUGUUGUUGUGAGUGUGACAAAAGGAGAUUUAAUCUUAGUGAGAACACAUGCAAGUUGGAAUAAAGGAAUUAUUGCCAGUACCACCGCCGGUAGACCUUCAUUUGCAGGAUGGAAACUGUAAUGUUUCUCAACUCAAGGCCCCACUAAGACAAUGCGCAAAUGUUAAUUUAAAGUGUUCACUGCUCUCACUGCUUAGAUGAUAUACAUGUAGAUGUCUUCCAAAUCUUGUUUAUGUACUUGGAAUGAAAAUACAAUACUCGAUGCAUGCUAGCAAUUGAAAAAUUUCAUUAAAGCAUCUUCUAUAAAACAAGGA
Messenger RNA from Ostrea edulis (European flat oyster), 1924 nucleotides. RefSeq lists its product as uncharacterized. The record is from RefSeq and is a predicted model, not a curated record. Bases 758 to 1732 code for a protein of 324 amino acids. Gene Ontology annotation, molecular function: protein binding. NCBI's taxonomy places the organism in Eukaryota, Metazoa, Mollusca, Bivalvia, Ostreida, Ostreidae. The transcript is spliced from 3 exons.